Messenger RNA from Thermochaetoides thermophila DSM 1495, 2454 nucleotides. RefSeq lists its product as uncharacterized. Bases 1 to 2454 code for a protein of 817 amino acids. Gene Ontology annotation, biological process: transmembrane transport; fungal-type cell wall biogenesis. Lineage: Eukaryota; Fungi; Ascomycota; Sordariomycetes; Sordariales; Chaetomiaceae. The transcript has 3 exons. The record is from RefSeq and is a predicted model, not a curated record.
AUGAGACUCUGGGAUGGCAGGCUUCUGAAGGCCACCCUGGCCGUGGUGGUGCUGGCCAACGGGGUGCUGGGUGUUGAUAUUCUUGAGACUGUCGGCUUCAGCAACUGCAACCAGAACGCCACUGUCACGGUGCAGAGGGUCGAUAUCAAGUACAACCAUGACAACAAGACAGUUACAUUCGAUGUGAUGGGAACAAGCAGCAAGGUCCAGAAUGUCACGGCCAUCCUCAACGUAACGGCAUAUGGCCGGGACAUCUAUUCCAACACCUUUGACCCGUGCAGUCCGGCCACCUUUGUUUCCCAGCUUUGUCCAGUUCCUGCUGGCACUUUCGCGGCGAGGGGCACGCAGCAGAUCCCCGAGGAAUACGCCAAGCUGGUGCCCGCAAUCGCUUUCCAGAUCCCCGAUAUUGCGGCCUUUGCGAAGUUGCAGCUCAAAACGAAAGACUCGGACCAGCAAGUGGCAUGCAUCGAGUCUCAGGUGACCAAUGGCAAAACCGCCAAUGUGCCGGCAGUGUCGUACGUGGCAGCCGGUGUGGCCGGAGCAGCCUUGGUCCUAGGAGGCGUGUCGGCCGUCGGCGCAGCUCUCUCGGGAACCAGUGCGCUGCUGGGCGGUGGAUCGGCGGCAGCAGGAGCCGGUGCUGGUGCGGGAGCGGGGGGGGCAGGAAGCGCUGGAGGUGCCGGCUCGAUCAGCCCAAGCUUCACCGAGGUGUUUGGCUGGUUCCAAAGCAUGGCCAUGAAUGGCAUGCUGUCGGUCAACUUCCCACCCGUGUACCGCAGCUUCACCAGCAACUUUGGCUUCUCGACAGGCCUGGUGCCCUGGACCCAGAUGCAGAUCGCAAUCGAUGACUUCCGCGCUGCUACCGGUGGUAACUUGACCAACAACAGUGUUGCUGCCCUUCGGAAUGCCACGCUUGUCUUCCCUGAUGGCUCAUCGCAGACGCUUCAGCCGUCCCUGUUCUCGAAGCGGGCGAUGGUCGACCAAGGCCUACGCCUUGCCGCCCGCCAAAUCGAGACAAGCAUCAACGCUACCUUCGACCCAACCGUUGUACUGAACACAACUACCGGUGACAACAAGCAGAUGGACACGGUGCGACUAGCGGUAUCUGGCAUCCAGGCGUACGUGCAGCAGCUGGCAGUGCCGUCGGGCAACUCGUUCAUGACGAUGCUGCUGAUCGUGGCCAUCAUCAUUGUGGCCAUUGUGGUGGGCGUCCUGCUAGUCAAGGUGACUCUCGAGAUCUGGGCGCUCUUCGGCAAUCUGCCUAAGUCUCUGCGUGGCUUCCGCAAGCACUACUGGCGGUCGAUCGCCCGCGCUGUCACGGGCCUCAUCUUGCUACUGUACGGUGUCUGGGUGUUGUACUGCGUUUUCCAGUUCACGCGGGGGGACUCAUGGGCGGCUAAGAUCCUGGCGGGCGUCACGUUGUUCCUCUUUACUGCCGUACUGGCCUACUUCUCGUGGAAGAUCUGGAGUACAGCGCGGCGGCUCAAGAAGCUGGAGGGUGACGUUGCGGCACUGUACGAGGACAAGACGAUUUGGGUCAAGUACAGCCUGUUCUAUGAGUCGUACCGCAAGGACUACUGGUGGAUCUUUGUGCCGACCAUCGCGUACAUGUUUGUCAAGGGCGUCGUGAUUGCGGCGGCGGAUGGGCACGGCAUGAUCCAGUCUGUGGCACAGCUCGUCAUUGAAGGCAUCAUGUUGAUCUUGUUGCUAUGGAGCCGGCCCUAUGAGCGGAAGUCUGGCAACAUCAUCAACAUUGCCAUUCAAGUGGUGCGCGUGCUGUCAGUUGUCUGCAUCUUGGUGUUUGUCGAGCAGUUCCAUAUCGAACAGACUACGCAAACCAUCACCGGCGUCGUCUUGAUUGCCAUCCAGUCCGCGCUGACCGGCAUUUUGGCCAUCCUGAUCGCCUGGAACGCCAUCAACGCGUGCAUCAAGAAGAACCCGCACCGCAAGCGGCGCAAGGAGCUGGAAAAACUCCGCUCACGCGACACCCUCACUUCUCUCAACCCGCGCAACACCCUCCUCAUGCUCAGCCGGGCCCGCACCGUUACCUCAAAUCACUCUCAUACUCUGUCAUCCGCGUCAUCGUCCUCUUCACACAGUCUCAAGGACGAGAAACGCCCGGUUUCCCCCGAGCCAAACAUCCCGCCCGUCCCUCCUCUGCCAAGAUCCAUUUCAAACGCUGUGGGCCCGAAGAGCUCGAGCCGCGAGAAUCUUGUUGCUGGCGCUGCGCCGUUCAGUGGUGUCAGUGUUCCGGGCCCGGAUCUGAAUCGGGAGCCCACGCUGCCGAACGUUGAGGGUGUUGCUGGGUAUCGGCCUCCCCCUGCUUCGGGAGCAGCCGGAGGUGUUGGCGGGUAUAGCAGGGGGUACGGGUUGCCUAGGUCACCUUAUGGGCCGCCACCGAUGGGGCCAGCCGGAGCUGGGAGCUACGGGUAUCGCGGGCCGUAUGGGAGGUAUUGA